Molecule: messenger RNA, 1058 nt
Organism: Durio zibethinus
Lineage: Eukaryota; Viridiplantae; Streptophyta; Magnoliopsida; Malvales; Malvaceae
Source: RefSeq, a predicted model, not a curated record
CUUUUCUUCUCCUACAUAUUGUUAGCAAGUAAAAAGGUAAUUAAGUUUCUCAUGGAAGAGCUUCUGAAGAAACCUGGAAUCAAAGGAGUUGCAAGAGAUCUUCGACCGGCUCAUUAUUUAUUCAACAUAGAGUCAUUCUCUUUGUUGGUUAACACAGGGUUAGAAAAGUAUGAAUCCCAUGCAUUUGAAGUUGGUGGCUACAACUGGAGGUUGUCACUCUACCCAAAUGGAAACAAGAAAAGCAAUGGCUUUGGCUUCAUCUCCCUUUACUUACAAAUUGAAGGGACAGAAAAUCUUCCUCGUGCUUGGGAAGUAUACGCCAACUUUAGGUUCUUCGUACUUGAUCAAAUUCGCGACAAAUACUUAACCAUUGAAGAAGAUGAUGGGCCGAUUAAGCGAUUUUACAACAUGAAAACUGAAUGGGGCAAUGCUCAAUUACUCUCUCUUGAUCACUUCAAAGAUGCUUCAAAUGGAUACUUAGUUGAUGAUUGUUGCACAUUUGGGGUGGAGAUUUUUGUGAUCAAACAAACAGGAAAAUUGGAGCGUCUUUCCAUGACAAAGGAUCCUCCCAACAAUAAAAUAACUUUCACCCUCCAAAACUAUUCAAAAUCAUACUCUGAUUCCUAUACCUCUGAUAUUCAAACCAUUGGAGACUCGAAAUGGAGAUUGUUAGUUUAUCCCAGAGGAAACAGAGCCCAGAAGGAUAUAGCACUUUCUGUGUUCUUGGAGCUGGUAGAGGGUUACAAUCUUCCACCUAAACGACAAGUGUAUGCACAAUACAAGUUAAGAGUCAAAGAUCGAUACAAUUCCAGUAACAACAGGGAAUUUACAUAUUCACAAUGGUUUACUUCUGCAUCUCGGGAUUGGGGUUCUUUAAACUUCAUGUCACUGCUUGAUCUCCAGGACAAAAACAAAAACUACAUUGCGAAUGAUACUUUGACCGUUGAGGCAGAAAUCAUGAUCGUUUCUAAAGUCAAACUUUUCUUAUAGAGCUAAUUUAUUCAAGGUUCUAUUGGUAUAUGAAUCGAUGCAUUUAGCUCUUCCUUUGUUCAUUGUUG